Molecule: messenger RNA, 5892 nt
Organism: Porites lobata
Lineage: Eukaryota; Metazoa; Cnidaria; Anthozoa; Scleractinia; Poritidae
Source: the annotation of a GenBank genome assembly
AUGAGAAAAAGGAAAAAGGCUUCAAUACUGAUUUUAUUCAGUCUACUGGUAUCGAGUGCAGCUUUUAAAGGUAAGAUUUACACUUUAGUAAAGAACAAUUUACUUACUUUCCGAAAAAAAAACCCACAUGAGGUCUUAAAAAAAAUGUACACAGAAGAGUUGAUGAGUUCAAGCAAAUGAUAACGAGUUAUCAGAGUUCGUUUUCCCUUUUGAUUCGACUAACUGCGUUUACAGUUUCUGCCACACUAGGUAAAAAAUACAAACUUAGGUGUGAAAUAACUGGCUUCGUUAUUGUUAAACAGCAGUUAGCCCAUUGAACUUUUAAGCCCGAACCGUUAUGACGUUUUUAUAAUGCUCGUUUUAUAAGCUUCACCGGAUAUAAAAUAACAAAAAAUAUGAUAAAAAAAAGUGAUAACAAGUAAGUGUAUAAAAGACUUGUGAACCCUUUAAGGGCCAAGGUUUUGACCAGCAUCUAUUUUUCUUCUGACCAUAUCGGGCAAUACAUCAUCAAGGGAAAAUACUAAUAGGUUCAACAAAAUGAUCACCAACGCGAAAAUGCUUUGAUCUUUUUAUGAAAAUCCUUACCGCUAAUUCGUCAAGGAAAUGUAAGAAGUCACUUUCAAGUAUUGGCGUGUGAAUGCUGGGGCUUAAAAGGUUGACAAAUAUAUUAAAAGCAAGAGCUGCGGCGGAUGCAGACCAUCAGAUAAGGGGGGGGGGGAGGGGGGGGUCUUAAAAUAUUUUUUUUGUCGGCCCUUUGGGCCUCAUCUGGGGUCAAAAAUAAAGGGGAAGCCGGGUCCCCGGGCCCGUCACUUGGAUCCACCACUGAAGAGCACAUUUAGAAUACCUAUUGUAGAGUAGGGAAGCCACAUUAGUGGCCAUGCAGUCAACUAAUGGAGGCCGUUUUGUAAAAAAAUACACGGCGACACAAACAAAUAGAGGCCAACCGCGAUCAAGAAAGAGGCAAUUAGCCUGCAUAGAAGUCGUUUCCGUUUUCGUUUAGCCAAGUGAGAGAAGAGCAGGAGAUGCUCAGGGUUAUUGGUAUCCGGCUUCUAUCUUUUUGCUCGCCUAAGGGUGACUCAACGCUUCUCUCUCACGCUUGGAUAAAAGCAUUUCGACUAAAAGCGUUUCGUUGGCUAAAAGCGUUUCUACUGCCACGCCCGCUAAGAGGCGAUAAAUGUAGAGCUUCCUAAACAUCAAAUUAAUUUUGAAUAAUAUUUCAGUUUUUAUUGAAAUAAUAAAUUCUCUGGCUUUAAUGUUCUUCAUAAAAAUUCCAGGGGAACUUUGGCCAAUAGCGCCGAUAUCAAUAUUGCUAUGUCUUGAGCAUGUUGAGUGUUUUCUCUUAAGGUGGCUGAACACAGUUUUGCGGGCGGUCAGCGGUAACUCGCGUGACGGCGCGUGUUUUAAAUUAGACAAACAAACAUGGCGGCGAAAAAAGCAAUGGUACACAGACGACGAUUUCUCAAAAUCUACUCAUUAAAAUUUUGUGAUAUUUGGCAGAAUUGUUACUUUUAUCGUAUUUUAAAUAAUGAGAACUUUAAAAUGGAAGUUGAACAGACGAAUUUUGUGACACAAUUAAAAAUUACAGUACAAUUAUAUCACUGAUUAUCGAAAAACCUGUCUGUUAUAAAUUGGUCAAAUAAGUUUCAAAUGGUAAUGAUUAAUUAUAGUAAGCUGUCUGCAAGUUUAUAGGAAAAUCUAAUGAGCGAAUUUUAUGUAAACUGAGCAAAAUUGAAAUUUUAAGGUUGUAUUCAAUCGUUCAUGUUGCCAUGGAAACUACGAAAACGUCACAUUUUACCAGUCAAUCAAAAUCUUUCAUCAGUAUAUUUUCACUUGCCAAGUUUCAGUAUGUGAGCUGCAACCUUUCUUUUGACAUGAUUUGGCAAAUGACAUAUACUCACAAACUGCCAAAACAGUGUUCAGCCACCUUAAAGCAACGGCGGAUUCAGACACCUUCAGAUAAGGGGGGGCCCCGGUCAUCCAGACCCUGAUAUAAGGAGGGGGACGGUCUUCAAAAAAAUUUUUUCCGCCCUUCGGAGCUCAGUUUAGUUAAAAAAUAAGGGGGCAGCCCCCCGGGACCCCCGGCCCCCCCACCUGGAUCCGCCACUGUAAAAGAUGCCACUUCUAAUCGCAAAGGGCAAUGAAUUUCAUAGGGACAGUAACAGCAACGGGCAAAAGACGGAUCUCCUAACGCUGUUAAAGUCUUGAUUUUUAGAGGAUUUAGAAGUAGCCUAUCAUAAUCGGAGCGUAACUUGUAUAGGAGCUAAGUCAUUGAUAGCCUCAUACGUUAGUAAUAUCUUUAAGUCAAUGCGGAAUUUAACCGAACUAGUUCAGUUCGUGCCUCAUUCAGAAGCGCCGUAUGUAACAUUGUUCUAUUCUCCCCAGAGGUAAUAUUUUGUCUUAUCUUCGGAAGACAUCUAAAUUGAUUGGCGAAACAAUGUUAAAAAUAAUAAGAUUAUACUUUCGUCCUGCAGUCACCGAUGGGUCAUCAAAGCCAAACGGCGAAACCGCCGAUAGGGGAAGCAGUUCAGCUGCCAUAAGCGAAGAUAACUUUCGUACGCGACUUGUUACCGCUGAGAUGGAACAAGAGGUUGCCGCGUAUGGCAAAAACGGAAAAACAUACAGUCCUGAACAAGAGCAUGCAGCCUAUAAGAGAGCACAACCCAAAGUAACAGACGAUCAUGAACGUCUCCCACGGGAAGAAGCACAACCAACUCCCUUUUUGUUGGAACAAGGGGGUGUUGCUGUCACUCGAGCCUUUGAUGCCUCGUCCAAUGAGGAUAGUAAGGUUAGAGUACAAGGGACGCAACCUGUCAUUGAAGAGCUGGAACGAAAGGAGACUCCUUAUGGCAAAGUCAAAAGACUAAACGGCGCAGCCGUAGAGGCUCCGUCGUAUAAGGAAACAAAUUUUAUCGAGCCAGAGGCUUAUAAAAAAGGCGGAAGAGGAUACAGUGCUAAUGUGCAGGACUCGGUCUUUGAGGGUCUGAUGGCGAGAGUAAGAGACCGUUUGGCGCAGAGGGGAACGCAGCCUUUCCGAGCCGAGUCAGACCAAGAACGAGUUAAUUAUAGCAGAGACUCAGGAGGAUUCAGGGGUGAAAAAAAGGAUUCGGCUCAUAGGAGAACCUUCACCAGAGUGAUGGAAGAUGGUCAUCGCACAAAUAAGGGAGCGAAGACAAAGAGCGCCUUAGAGAAAAUUGUUGCUCAUUAUGACAUCGGGUCGUCGGAAAUUAGAUGGCCAUAUGGUACUGACGAUCUCCAAAAGGAUAGUCAAAAGAAGAGACGAGUCAGAAAAAAACGAAGAUUGGGACCUUCCCUCACAGAGGAGGAAGCGAAAAGUCGAGAUACUGGAGAUGAGGAAAAUAAAAAACAGGCCAAAUCAGGUCCAAAACUACUAAUACUCAUUCCAGCAAUUUGUGGAGGCCUGGCGAUGCUUGGUUUGCUGACAGCACUUCUAUGUCUUUGGUAUGUUGUUUCAAAAUUUACUUGUCAAAAGUCUUUACUGUUCCAUUGAGAUUAUUUGCGCAAAGUAGACAUUAAAACGAUGACGAGUUUUUGCUCAAUCGCACUGUUCAGGAGUUGAAGCGAGCAGAAAUUAAGGUUUAAGUACAUGUUGAAUGCGUCACACUUCGCAGACGAGUUUGCUAUUGUAUAGGCUAUUUGUGAAGGAAAUGCUUCAGUUUCAGCUAGGCUUGUCCCGUCUAAACCUUUCUUAAUAUUUUCCUGAAAUCUUUUAACUCAUCUUUAACUCAUCUUACACAGGAGUAAACACACAAUGAACUUAGCGCUUUCCACUGCCGUUGGCUCUAAGACUGGUUUUAGCUCCGUACUUAGUAGUAGUCGAAUAAUUAUGACUGUUCCAAGCUACUGGGUGGUGCUAUUCGUACCGAAAGGCGGAAAAAGGUGUCAGUAUUGUGAAUUUCACUGUAUACUCAAAUCUGUCGUUACGCGCACCUGUAGAGCAGACACAACAGUCUUCUUUCCAAAUAUACGGAACCUGGAGUUCGAAAUUUUUUCUGAGCUUUCUAGUAUUAGAAUUAUCCUUCUUCCAAAUUAUUAGGAUCCAUUACGUAGACUAUUCAAUUUGUUCCUUCGGAACUUUGAAUGUACAGUGAAACCUCUUCUUUGGGACAGCUUCAUAAUAAAGGCACCUUUUCAAGGCAAGAUCACGUGUUGCUUAAGACGCCAAACGGCAGAUAAACCUUAACCCUAAUUCAACGUUGUCCAAAGUCGUUAGUAAGGAGCUUAAUUAACAAAGACAGCGACGGCUACGAAAACGUCACUCAAAAAGUGAAGUCGCGAUACUUCAAACUUUAUCGCGCUUAUUCCAUCUGGUUGAAUUCGUCAAAUGUUGGCAAGUUUUUGUGGAGUUGAAGUCUAAAAGACUGUAUCGAAAUUCAGGAAAAGAAAAAGAAAGUCUUUUUCUUGUGUUCACGUCCUCGACUAAACGUGAAUUUAGGCACUUUCACAUUGUAGGGGUCUUGUAGUCGUGCACCGACGGCAAAGAAAUGUACAAAAACGCGUGAUGCACGCGCAAAGUUGUUGUUUUGCCAAUUUAAACCUAUUGCUUGUUUGCCGUUCUAGUUGCCGUCGCCAUCGCCAGUGCUAAAGCCCCCUAUUAAUACUAUGCUAAAUAGACGUCGUUAAACAGCUGACCUAUUUCCCUUUGCCUCUACUUUUACAUUUGUACAUAGCAAACACUGCCUGAGGAAGUGUAGUAAAUCCUUCAAGAAAGAUCCUGAACUUGGAGAGUGCAAUAAACCGUCUGCGAAAAACGAUCUUAUUCUGGAUAUAAAUGAAGAUGAAAUAAAAAUUGAGGUGGAGAAUAAAGAAGACCGUGAUCCUCCUGGACAAAAGCAUAUUUUUUCUGCUUCGUCUCAGCCCUCUGCAGGUUGUGUGGAAUUGGAAGACACACUUGGAAAGCAGCUCUCGACGAUCGUGGAGACCAAAGAGCCAAACUCUAUAAACAACUCGGUAAGUUGUUUGUUAGAUAAAACUGCGCAGAGAUCUCCAUCCUUGACAGCUGUCCCAACACUUGAGGUAACUUCGGAGACACAAAAUAUCGACUGCUCUCAGUCAAUUAUGAGAUUACCACCCUCAUCCUCUCUAAGCUCUGAUGACGAAACAGAACAGGAACUAUCUACUGGAUCCCCAGUAUCCAUGUCGGCUAUCGUCCUUAUUUUUGAUCAAGAAGGAGAAUCAACCAGAUCUUCAGAUAUUCUGACUACUCAACCGACAACCCCUCCUGGAGGGGUAGAAUCCUCUCCACCGCCUCCCUCUGCGUUACAAGUUAAUCCCGAGAAAUCAGCGAGAUUGGAAACAACUCCUGGACUGGAAGAAAGAUACAUCCUCGCCAUGGAGCCCUCUCCGUCGUCGCAUUCUGAGGAAUCAGUGAGCCUGGAAACAACUCCUCCCGAACUGGAAGAAGGAGACACAUGCGGCAUGGAAUUCUCUCCGUCGUCUCACUCCGUGCUACACGGAAAAUCCGAGAAAUCAACGAGCUUGGAAUCAACUCCUGGACUGGAAGAAAGAGACACCCUCGCCAUGGAAUCCUUUCCGUCGUCACACUCUGCGCUAUCCGGAAAAUUUGAGGAAUCAGUGAGCCUGGAAACAACUCCUUCUAAACUGGAAGAAGGAGACCCGUUCGGCAUGGAAUUUUCUCACUCGUCGCCCUCUGUAUCACAAGGUAAACCCGAGGAAUCAGCGAGCCUGGAAAUUAACCCUUCUUGUCAUUUGACAAGAAAUCUUUCUGAGGAAACCGAAACAAGUGACUCAUCCACCGAAUGUUUUAAAACGCCAGUAGCACCUGUUGAUGAGGUGGUUAUAACAGUCGAGGAUGAAGGUGAUGAAUUGCCCGUGGAAAAAGAAAGCUGCGACCAGGCUGGCGACGAAGAUAAA